AUGUUUCAUAUCUUUCUACUUGUAUUUCUUGUUUAUUCUUGCAAUGGGUCUCUCAAACUAUUACCAUAUGGGGAUCCCAAGAUCCUAGGAGGUGAUGACGCGCCAGAUGGCGCCAUCAAAUACCAGGUCUCCUUACAAAAUUUGGGAUCACACUUUUGCGGUGGCUCGGUUAUAGAUAAAAAUUGGGUCUUGACUGCUGCGCAUUGCACUUACGAGAGGGCAUCCGAUUCCUUCAAAGUUGUCGUCGGGAUAAACUUACUGAGUUCUCAAGGCCAACAAUAUGUACCAGACAAAGUGAUAAUGCAUCAAAAUUUUAGCAGAGAGCUGGUUGUAAAUGAUAUAAGCCUUAUCAAAAUAGCUCAAGGCAUAGAUUUCAAUGACAGAGUACAGCCUAUAGCGUUAGCUAAAGCAGAAACCAGACCUGGAGACAUUUUAGUCGUUAGUGGCUGGGGACGGACGCAAAACGGUGGCCCCAUCCCGGACAAACUACAAGUUGUCAACGUAACUGCGAUAUCGGAAUUUGAAUGUAAAGUCAAGUACAUAUUGUUCAAACCACCUAUAUUACAAUCUAAUCUCUGUACGAAAGCGCCUUACAAAAAAGGGAGUUGUCAAGGUGAUUCCGGUGGACCGUUAGUCAAUAAUUCAACCCUGGCUGCUUUGGUCUCUUGGGGUAUCUCCAAUUGCGGUGUUAGCAGAAUAAGCCCAGAUGUCAACACAAACGUUUUCUUCUACCUCGAUUGGAUUAAUAAAACUGUGCAAGAGAAUUAA
This is a messenger RNA of Leptosia nina, 768 nucleotides long. The record is from the annotation of a GenBank genome assembly. NCBI's taxonomy places the organism in Eukaryota, Metazoa, Arthropoda, Insecta, Lepidoptera, Pieridae.